Messenger RNA from Acanthaster planci (crown-of-thorns starfish), 4383 nucleotides. It is a transcript of the gene dhtkd1, whose product is annotated as dehydrogenase E1 and transketolase domain containing 1. Gene Ontology annotation, molecular function: oxidoreductase activity, acting on the aldehyde or oxo group of donors, disulfide as acceptor; thiamine pyrophosphate binding. The record is from RefSeq and is a predicted model, not a curated record. Lineage: Eukaryota; Metazoa; Echinodermata; Asteroidea; Valvatida; Acanthasteridae.
UCUCGUUAAAGCCACAACCAAAUUUAUGAAAAGUGACCCACACGGUACGCACGAGGUUCAUUCAAAACACCUCGUAUCAUACAAGCAAUGUAGACGUGCCGAGUGUAUGGAAAAAGGAAAAACUCGGACUACGGACGACGAGACCAUUGAAACCAUUUCAUGCAUUUCACGUGAAGUAAGACUCCUAUGUUGCUCUAAUUGGCAUCCUCAGAAGUAACUGUUAGUCUGCAAUAAACGUUUUCAGCCGUGAAGCAUGCUGACUCGCAUCAUUGGUUGCUUGCCUGCUGGUGCUCGUCACUGCUGGCCAGCGAGAUGUGUGGUCAUUGCCCGCUACCAUGAAGAUCAUGGAGUGUACGGCUACAGACCGUCGGCCUGGAUGCAAAACUGCACUGCAGAAACCUCAGUCUGCCCAGAUGUCCAGAGGAAUCGUGUCCACAGUGCUGCUCUGGUCCAGUUGGUGGAGGCUUACCGCUACUAUGGCCACAAGAAGGCCAAAGUGGAUGCGUUAGACAUGCAGAGGCCCAAGCCAACACCUGAGCUUGAUCCAGCACACUAUGGCCUCUCGUCUUCAGAGCCUCAGACCUUUGAUCUGACAGGUAUUCUGAAUGUGGACCAGACGUCGGCUUCGCUGGCCGAUAUCGUCCAGCAUUUGGAACGGAUGUACUGUGGCAGGAUGUCUGUGGAACUCAUGCAUCUACCGACGAUAGCAGAGAGGGAAUGGUGUGCCCAACGAUAUGAGGAGCUGCAUCAAAUGGUCCUCUCAAAUCAGGCUAAGACCGAACUGGCUGUGCUAUUGGCCAAGGCACAGGCUCUGGAGAAUUACAUGGCCGUUAAGUUCACCACUGUCAAGCGGUAUGGCGGAGAGGGAGCUGAGAGUUUGAUUGGCUUCUUCAACCAGCUGCUCAGACAAGCUGCACAGUCCGACCUGGAGCAGAUGAUCCUGUGCAUGCCCCACCGAGGCAGGCUCAUUCUGCAGGUGGGUCUGUUGCAGGUACCGGCCACUCUCGUCUUCAGGAAGAUGAGCGGUCUCCCCGAAUACCCAUCAUCCUCCAAGAACUGCACCGGUGACAUCCUUACCCAUUUGUACCAGUCUGUUGACUUGGAGUACGAUACUGGUAGGCUGCAUUUCACCAUGAUACCCAACCCAUCACAUCUGGAGGCAAACCUGCCCGUCUGCAUGGGGAAGGUUCGCUCGCGCCAGCAGUCGCUGCGUGAGGGGGACUACAGCCUAGAGGAAGGGUCGUCAGUGGGUGACAAAGUCCUGUGCGUGCAUGUCCACGGAGAUGCUGCUUACGCUGCCCAGGGUAUGGCCAGCGAAAUCCAAGCUCUUGCAGAACUCCCCCAUUACAACGUUGGAGGUGCCAUCCACCUGGUGGUCAAUAACCAGUUGGGCUUUACCACUCCGGCUAACCGGGGGCGUUCCUGCAUCCACUGCACUGACAUUGCCAAGCUGAAUGGGAACUUAGUCCUCCAUGUAAAUGGAGACUACCCCGAGGAAGUAGUCAAGGCCGGUCAGUUUGCCCUGGAAUACCAGCAGAAGUUUCGGCGCGACGUCUUUGUCGACCUGCAGUGUUUUCGUCGUCUAGGCCACAAUGAGGUGGAUGAUCCAUCCUUCACCCAGCCUACCAUGUACAGCAUCAUCCGUAGCAGAACCAGUGUACCUGACCUGUACCUGAAGGAGGUCACUGAGGCAGGCGCAGUCGACCAAGCAGAGAUUGACAGUGAACUAGCCAGGAAUCAGGAAGAGCUGAAUCAAUGCCUGAAGGCAGCUAAAACGCAUGAGCCUGAGCCCACCACCCUCGGCAAGCAAUGGAGCAGCUGUGUGGAGGCACCUGCCCACAUAACCUCAUGGGAUACAGGUGUUGAUAUGGAAUUGCUACGCUUUGUUGCCGCCAAGUCUGUAGAACUGCCGGAAGAUUUUACCCCUCACAACCAUCUUAUCAAGACAUUCUUGGAGGCACGGCUGAAGAAAAUCCAGGAAGGGAAUGGCAUCGAUUGGGCCACAGCUGAAGCUAUGGCCAUUGGCUCUCUGCUCUAUCAGGGUUUCAGUGUGCGGCUGAGUGGUCAGGACGUUGGCCGUGGUACCUUCAGUCACCGGCACGCCAUGCUCGUAGACCAGACUAGCGACGGUGCCUACAUACCCCUCAACCACAUCACUCCAGAACAGAAAUCUUUCUUUGAGGUGGUCAAUAGUCCGCUGUCUGAGGAGGCUACAUUAGGCUUUGAAUAUGGAAUGAGCAUCGAGAGCCCCAAGAACCUGGUCAUCUGGGAGGCCCAGUUUGGCGAUUUCUUCAACGGGGCGCAGAUCAUCAUCGACACCUACGUCACAGCAGGAGAAGUGAAGUGGCGUUUACAGAGCGGCCUGGUCAUGCUUCUGCCCCAUGGCUUUGACGGAGCUGGGCCCGAGCAUUCCUCCAGCCACCUGGAACGCUUCCUUCUCCAGACGGACAGUAAGGAGGAUACUGUCGAUGGAGAUAACGUCAACUUCGCUGUGGUCCAUCCCACCACACCAGCCCAGUAUUUCCACUUGCUGAGAAGGCAGAUGGUGAGAAAUUUCCGCAAACCAUUGGUCGUCGCUUCACCUAAAAUUCUACUGCGCCUGCCAGAAGCCACCUCAUCCCUCGCUGAGAUGGCUCCAGGAACCAGCUUUGUGCCCGUCAUCGGAGAUGAAACCUCAAACCCUAAACAAGUGGAAAGGGUCAUCUUUUGCAGUGGUAAGCACUACUACGCCCUGCACAAACAGCGCGAUCAACGCCAGGCCGCGCACGACACGGCCAUCGUGCGAGUGGAGUCCCUGUGUCCAUUCCCAGCAGAGGAGAUUCAUCAAGAGCUGGACAAGUACCCAAAUGCUAAAGAAUUUAUCUGGAGUCAGGAGGAACAUCGCAACAUGGGAGCUUGGACCUUUGUGGCACCCCGCUUUGAAAAUCUGGCAGGAUGCAAGUUACGCUAUGCUGGCCGCAGGGUUCUAGGCUGCCCUGCUGUGGGUGUGGCCACUUUGCAUCAGGAGGAAGUGAAGCAGAUCAUGGAGGAUACCUUCAGGUAAUGUGCUACAGCAGUCAUGCUGGAACCAAGCAUGCAAGAGAGGAUCAACCUGACGGCAAUUGCUCUUGGCCCUGCCACAUCUGGGGUUUUUAGCUGAAAUUCAUAUGAAAUCAAGGAAACAAUUCAUUUUUUAGUGUAUUGUAAGAAAACUGAAAUGGUUUUUAACCUGAGAGGAUUUAAUUUGUGACCCCCUCGGUCAAAAUGAGCCUUUUUUCAGUCAUUUUAUUGAGGUCUCAUUAGAAAAGCCAAGCUUAGCUCUGUUUAGAUGUAUCACUGUUUUGAUUGUUUGGCAUCCAGAUGAAGAUGGACAAGUGUGGGUGAAAAUGUUGUCUGCCACAGCCUUUUAAAGGCCUCAUUGAUUAGCUUUUAAGUUGAUAGUGUCUCUUGCCACCUGCAACCCAAUUUUACUGAGCAGGUCACAUUUGAAGUAAUGCCAAUUUGUAGUGCACCAAUCAAAUCUGCAAAAUCUUAAAAUACUGUAAAAAUGUUAUUGUUUACGCUGUGAAGUAUUUUGGGGGAUCUUUUACUUUAUGGACUUGAAGCUUUGUGUUGAGUAGUUAUAGAAUGCUUCGGGUGGCCGAGUUUGUCCAUUGGCCGACUCACGUAUUCAGGCAUGAUUUUUUUUUAAAAAUGGGCAGCUCCGAAUACCAGUGAAAGGCUAAGACUACCCCAACAUCCCCUAACAACCAUCAGCUCAACAAACAAAAUGACAAAAGUCUCCCUUAAAAAUGGUGUGUGAAGUUGCACUAUGCAUUUUUUACAUGUAAUGGAUUUUCAUUGCCAACAGUCUUGGGAAAAUAUUUCACCGAGUAUUUUUUGCUCUCAAUACAGGAAAUGAAUGAGUUAAAAACAAAAAAAACAGGAAUCUGAUCGAGAUCCAGAUUUGUGUAAACCAAGCAGGCCCCCAUUUCCGUAAAUCCUCUCGUGUUUGCUUUUGACUUCUGUAGUGCAUUAUAUGGCAAGUGUAAUCAUACAUCAGUGGUGGCGUUUAAAAGAUUGUUUAAAGGUUUCCAUUUCUUUGGGCUUGAAUGAUGCUUUUGAGGGUUUUAAUUUUGAAACUUUUGGUCAGAUGUAUUUGUUCAUGAAAGGAAUUGGGUUAGUUCAGAAUUAUUUGUUCAAUUUUACAUUAUUGAAAGGAAUUAACUACAUGCUUGGCCAGUCAUAAACAUUGGUUAUGAACGCUGCUAAUGGUCUAAGCCACAGGCUAAACUGUCCUUAAGUAUGUGUGUUUAUGAGACGAAUAUAUAGCAUGAACCACUUCGCACCUGUGGCAUUUAUCAAUGUUGACGAUACUGGGACGGGAUAAUUAUAAUUUUUUUCUGUUUUCAAAUUCUUUAAAAA